Messenger RNA from Truncatella angustata, 1404 nucleotides. Its product is annotated as cyclin-like protein. Bases 1 to 1404 code for a protein of 467 amino acids. Gene Ontology annotation, cellular component: nucleus; centrosome; cyclin-dependent protein kinase holoenzyme complex. The transcript is spliced from 3 exons. Lineage: Eukaryota; Fungi; Ascomycota; Sordariomycetes; Amphisphaeriales; Sporocadaceae. Gene Ontology annotation, molecular function: cyclin-dependent protein serine/threonine kinase regulator activity. The record is from RefSeq and is a predicted model, not a curated record. Gene Ontology annotation, biological process: G2/M transition of mitotic cell cycle; regulation of cyclin-dependent protein serine/threonine kinase activity.
AUGACGCGUGCAAAGGCCGCCGCCCUGGACGUCGAUGUCCUGGCCCAACCCACAAAGCAGCCCCUCCAGUCCAAGAAAGCAGCUACCACCACCACAGCUGCCAAUGGCAGAAAACGCGCCGCACUCGGCGAUGUCACCAACGCAGGAAAAGUAGAGGUCGUUGAGGGCAAGAAGCCCCUAGCCACCAAGACCGGCCUUGUCUCCAAGGCUGCACAACCCACCGGCAUUCAGAAGCCCUCCGCCCGUUCCGCUUCAACAAGAACAGCUCUGGCCACCAAGGACGCGAAGAAGCCCGAAGCCAAGAGAGCCGGCUCAGGCUCAGGUGCUAUUGCCCCCACAUCUGCCAAGAGAAAGGCAGCUUCCGCCACAGUCAAGCAGGACACCAUCGUAGAAGAGGGCGAGCCCGUCCGCAAGAAGGUCCACACUCUGGAGAACGAGAACAUCCGAUCCAAGACCGUCAAGGUGGAGGAGGUACCAGAGAAGGUGUCGCGUGCCGACCCCGUGCAAGAAGAACCAGAAGCCAAACAUGUAUACCCAGAAGGUGUCAAGGACUUGGACAGUGAGGACCUGGACGACCCCUUGAUGGCCGCCGAGUAUGCCAAUGAGAUCUUCGACUACCUGCGCGACCUCGAGUGCGAUACCGUCCCCAACCCGGAAUAUAUGGCUCACCAAGACGACCUCGAGUGGAAGACACGAGGCAUCCUCAUCGACUGGUUGAUCGAGGUCCAUACCCGCUUCCACCUGCUGCCCGAGACCCUCUUUCUCGCUAUCAACGUGAUCGACCGCUUCUUGUCCGAAAAGGUGGUUCAGCUCGACCGCCUGCAGCUCGUCGGCAUCACUGCCAUGUUCGUCGCUUCAAAGUAUGAGGAGGUCUUGUCGCCUCACGUUGCCAACUUUGUACACGUCGCUGAUGACGGCUUCUCGGAACAAGAGAUCCUCAGCGCCGAGCGCUUUGUCCUGUCGACACUUGACUUCAACCUCAGCUACCCUAACCCCAUGAACUUCCUUCGCCGCAUCUCCAAGGCCGAUAACUAUGACAUCCAAUCGCGCACCAUUGGCAAGUACUUGAUGGAGAUCAGCCUGGUCGACCACCGCUUCAUGGCCUACCGCCCCAGUCACAUUGCCGCAGCUGCUAUGUACCUCUCACGCAUGAUUCUAGACCGCGGUGAAUGGGAUGAGACCUUGGCCUACUAUGCUGGUUACACGGAAGAGGAGAUCGAGCCUGUUUUCCUGCUCAUGGUCGACUACCUUGCUCGUCCUGUCAUUCACGAGGCAUUCUACAAGAAGUAUGCCAGUAAAAAGUUCUUGAAGGCGUCGCUGCUCACCCGGCAAUGGGCCAAGAGAGUUGCCCCUGAGUUGGGCAUCACUGACACCAAGCUGUCUCUGGAUGAGCUUGAGUCAUGA